UUAGGGAGAGAGAAAAAGAAUGAGGCUCAAACUAAUUCGAUUAUUUGUAACAUUUUCUUUGAAUUCUUUCAUCGAUGCUGGAAUUUGUAAAAAAGCAAUAAAAUUUCCCAAAUCUAUGGUUAACUAUCAUCAAAACAUUUGUUGGAAGUGGAAAUAAAGUAAAUAGAUAUUGCGCGCCUUGACAUGAUUUGCACAACAAUGUAGGAAGAUAUUGGUGCAAAUAAAAUUCUUCAAGAUCAAUAUGCCACAAGCCUCAAUGAGAUCUAGACGCGGCCCAUUACAUGCUUGUGGAGUUUCAACACUAGCCAUAGCCUUAAGCCUAUAUAAGAAAGCAAUUGAACUUAAUGGACCUAUUGGUUCGGUUACAAGGCGAGUAGCCAAGUUAGGCUCGAAGGUGGUUAAUCGCCCUUUGGUCAAUUACAUGGUUCUUUAUCCAUGGCUCGCGCUUCUUUUCGUUGUUGAUGACCUUAUUAUAUCGAUAGAGAAAAGGUUGGAGACUCAAUUCCCAACAUUACGCCAUAUCUUUAACAAGAUCGAUAAUCUUGUCGAUAAGAUUGAGAAUUUUUCCAAGGAGCUUGAACACGCCAUGGGGAAUUUUACCAAGGAGAACGCGGAAGAGAAGGAAAUCAAGGUUGAUACUAACUCCAAUACUAACGAGCAACGUAACGAAAACAAUUUAGCAUCACCUAUACAAGAUGUGGUGAACACGAAGAACAAUGCGCUUACUAUUGGUGCCAAUGAAGAACUUAAUGAAGAUUCGCCACUGCUAGUUGAUGAUUCUACAUUAUUGAAAAGCUUGUACAAGGAAACAUUGGAGAAAGGGGUAAAGGAAAACAUGAAAUUUGAAGAGAAUUCGCAAGGAGUUGAAAAAGAUGUGAAGGAAAAUAAUGUUGCUAAAGAUUAUGUGAAUGAAGCUAUGAUGAAACAAGAUGUUCAACAACAAAGUGAAGAAACAAAGAAUGAAAUUAAGACCAUGACUAAGGAUGAACCUCCUUUGUUGGAAAUUUUUGACUUUGGUUGGGAAAUUCCGAAGCCAAAGAAGGUGUCGCAUUAGAGCUUCAUACAGAUAAUAUAUUCAUACACAUCACAUAAUAGAUAUGUGAUGCUUGUAGCUUAUACAAAGUGUAGAAUAAUGAAAAUGUGUAAUUCUCCCGUUAAUAUUCUAUAUGAUCGCGGAGUAAUAGAUUUUUUAUUUAUUUUUUAUCACUAGCUUUGAACUAUUUUGUGAUUUUAUUAUAGAACGAAACAACUUUUGUA
Molecule: messenger RNA, 1257 nt
Organism: Spinacia oleracea (spinach)
Lineage: Eukaryota; Viridiplantae; Streptophyta; Magnoliopsida; Caryophyllales; Amaranthaceae
Exons: 4
Coding region: 242-1054 (270 amino acids)
Source: RefSeq, a predicted model, not a curated record